This is a messenger RNA of Centropristis striata (black sea bass), 2346 nucleotides long. It is a transcript of the gene prodhb, whose product is annotated as proline dehydrogenase (oxidase) 1b. Gene Ontology annotation, cellular component: mitochondrion. The transcript has 14 exons. NCBI's taxonomy places the organism in Eukaryota, Metazoa, Chordata, Actinopteri, Perciformes, Serranidae. The coding region runs from base 85 to 1983 and encodes 632 amino acids. The record is from RefSeq and is a predicted model, not a curated record. Gene Ontology annotation, molecular function: proline dehydrogenase activity; FAD binding.
UUUACACUGUAGCGUGCGCAGCUUGCCCCGGCAGAUGGUCUGUGUAACUCCACCGCUCCGCUGACAUCCACCUCCUCCAGGCUGAUGUUUAAUGUCAGAACCGGGCCAGCCCUGACACGGGCGGCAGGGGCGGACAAUCCCUUUAAGCUGUUCCUCUGCACCCGGAGACUACGGUCCUCGACCCCGGCGACCCAGACGGAGCCGCAGGACGAUGUCAGCAGCCGCCUCGGCUCUCAACAUGACUCGGCACGGUCGGAGUACCCCGGACAGCCCGGGAGAGGAGGCAGAGACGGUACCACCACCACCACCACUACCGCCGCAGCUGCUAAUGAGAUCUCCGUAGACUUUGACCAGACACAGGGGGCUUAUAAGAGCAAAGACUCAUUAGAGCUGCUCAGAAGUUUGGUGGUUUUCAAACUCUGCUCCUAUGACUUCCUGGUUGAUAAGAAUACCGAGAUUAUGGAUCUCGGUAAGAAGAUCAUGGGCCAGAAAGCCUUCAACCAGUUCAUGAAGAUGACAUUUUAUGGCCAGUUUGUCGCCGGUGAGGACCACAUGGCCAUCAGGCCGCUGAUCCAAAGGAAUCAGGCCUUCGGCGUGGGAUCCGUCCUGGACUACAGCGUGGAGGAAGACAUCAGCCAGGAGGAGGCCGAGCAGAAAGAGAUGGACUCGUGUGUAUCUGCUGCAGAAAAAGAGAGCAAAGGUGGGGACCACAGAGAGAAGAAAUAUAAAGCGCACAAACAGUUCGGGGACCGUCGCGGGGGCGUGACUGGAGCCCGCACGUAUUUCUACGCCGAUGAGGCCAAAUGUGACCAGCAUAUGGAGACUUUCAUCAAAUGCAUCAAAGCAUCUGGUGGGAGUUCAAUGGACGGGUUUUCUGCCGUCAAAAUGACUGCUCUUGGGCGACCUCAGUUUCUGCUCCAGUUCUCAGAGGUCCUGGUGAAAUGGCGGCAAUUUUUCAUCUUUCUGGCAUCACAGCAGGGGAAAGACGGCGUGGAGGCCUUAGAGCAGAGGCUGGAGCUGAAACAAAUGCAGGAAUUCCUGACCAAACUGGGAGCUAAAGGUGAUUUUUAUGGCUGGUUUACUGGACGAAAAGACGAAUCGCCUGGAACCAUUGACAUGCUCGACUGGAACGGCCUGAUAGAUGACAGAACAAGCAUAUCGGACCUGCUGGUUGUCCCAAAUGUAGAGCUAGGUGAGCUGGAGCCGCUGCUGGAGAAGUUCACUUCAGAAGAGGAGCAACAAAUGAAGAGGAUGUUACAGCGCAUGGACAUCCUCGCCAAGUGUGCCAUUGAGAAUGGUGUUCGUUUGAUGGUGGAUGCAGAGCAAACCUACUUCCAGCCGGCUAUCAGCAGACUGACAUUAGAGAUGCAGAGGAUCUACAACAAAGAGAAGCCUGUCAUCUUCAACACCUACCAGUGUUAUCUCAAGGAGGCCUACGACAACGUGACUAUGGAUGUGGAAUUGUCUCGACGUGAGGGUUGGAGUUUUGCAGCCAAGCUGGUGCGCGGAGCCUACAUGUAUCAGGAGAGAGAGAGGGCCAAAGACAUCGGUUAUGAGGAUCCUAUUAACCCAGAUUAUGAGUCUACCAACAUAAUGUACCAUAGGUGUCUGGACUAUGUGCUGGAUGAGAUUGCGCUCAACGGAAAUGCAAACGUUAUGGUGGCUUCCCAUAAUGAGGACACGGUGAAACACACCUUGAGGAGAAUGAAUGAGCUGGGUCUCUUACCCACAGAGAACAAGGUGUACUUUGGUCAACUACUGGGCAUGUGCGAUCAGAUCAGCUUCCCGCUGGGCCAGGCGGGCUUCCCCGUCUAUAAGUACGUCCCCUACGGGCCGGUCAACGAGGUGAUGCCCUACCUGUCUCGAAGGGCCCAGGAGAACCGAGGCUUCAUGAAGGGAGCCCAGAAGGAGAGGGAGCUGCUGUGGAAGGAGCUGAAACGCAGACUCGCCUCUGGGGAGAUUCUCUACAGACCGACGUACUGAAAACACAGAAGAAGAGACAAAGAGUGUGUCAACGUGUCAAGGUUUCAUCUCCUGGAGUUGACGUGUGCUGCUGUGGCUGUCUGUUCCCUCUCUCAGCUCCUCUUCUACGCCGUCCUGGAGUUUCCUUGCUGACGGACUGUUUCUGCAUGUCACUCUCUUAUUCUGUCCUCGCCUUGUUGUUUUUCUCCAUUCUGUGUUGUUACCCCCCAUCUUUUCCUUUGUGUACUGCCCAUGUUCUCUCUAUUUCUUUGCCUUAUCCGCCUCUGCAUCACAUUUUAUGUUGGACUAAAUGACUAAAAAAGACACAAAAAGACAAAAUGACUAAAAAAGACACAAAAUUACCAAAAAAGACACAAAAUUACC